GUCUAACAAGGAAGCAACUGAUGAUGUGAGAGCGACUGUGUGAGUGGCAACGCCGCACGCUCACUUCCUUCCUGCAAGCACUCGAAUCACUUCAAGCAGCUUGCUCCACUUUCCUGCUGCCGCUGCAGUCUCGAAUGUUCCUACUCUGAGAAGCGAUGAAGGACGUUUUUGUUCUGCUAGCUGCGCACGUUGUAGAGGUGUUGUCGCUUCCAUAUUAUGCUGGGCCCAGCAGAAAGUGCAACUAUCCAGAUCGAGAGUACCUGCUAGAGGCUUUAAGCCUGUGCUGCAGCAAGUGCCCACCAGGGCGGCGACUGACGCGGGAGUGCAAUGAAACAACAGAGAGUGUGUGUGAACCGUGUGAACGCGACCAAUACAUGGAGAGCUGGAACUACGCCCCAAACUGCUUCCCUUGCUCCAAGUGCAAAGCUCAAAAAGGCCUGCAGUUUGCCCACGCCUGCUCCUCCACCGCCAUGUCCAAGUGUGCGUGUCGACCUGGCAUGUACUGCAUCAUGGAAUCUGAUGAGCAACACUGCACCGAGUGUAUACAUCACACUUCAUGCAAAGCUGGUUAUGGAGUCUUUGUGCCAGGAACAGCAACUUCAAACGUCAAGUGUAAAAAAUGCAAUGACGGAACAUUCUCCGACGUCUCCUCCGCAGUGGAGCCCUGUAGGCCUCAUACAAGCUGUCAUGGGAGGCCAGUCUUAACAGAAGGAACGUCAACCUCGGACACUGUGUGUGAAGCUGACCUGCGGCCACGCAUCCAAACAAGUGGGAAUGCCAACCAAACAGUCACUGCAAGAUCACCUGGCUCUGUCCUGCCAUCUCCAAAAAGCCCUGGAGCUGACAAGGAACUGGUUGCCACUGUCGCCAGUGUUGUUGGCGUGGUCAUAAUCUUCAUCGUGAUCGCCAUCAUUCUGCUGGUCCUUUACAGGACAAUAUGGAUGAAAGGCACUGCGAGGUUGCAGCCGAAAAACAAUGCAAAUGAAAAUUGUGAGAGUGAUGAUGAAGUCAAUCAGGGUCACUUGGGUGAAACUCUGCUGACUGCGGUCGCCUCGCUAGAGCAACAUUGUCUGCUGCAGAAAGUGGAGGUCAGCGGGGAUUCAGGUCACUGCAGCAGCAGCGACACCAGCAGCCAGGAGUCCACCGAACCCCUGCAGUCCACCGUGGCCCUCCACCAGUCUGCUGUUUUACAGACCCCCAUCCAACCUACACAGCCCCCUUGGCUCCAGAAUCCUGUCACCGCCAGUCCGCACGUUAAUGUCAACAUUACUUUCAACAUUGGAAGUGGAGACUCACACUACAUGCCGUCUGCACGCUUCAUUCAGAGACACUCUGAGCUCCGACUCGGAGAUGAGGAGGAGGAUAUGAAGUCCUUCAACAUCCCGCAGCAAGAAGAGGGAAAAGAAUUGUCCGAGCAGGAGAGCGCCGAUGAAAAUGCAUGAAAAAGCAUGUAAAUGUGCAAGUAUGUUCCUUGGCAUCAUUGCAUUAUACUUGUUUGUAUCUACUGUAUAUAUCUGUAAAUAGUAGGGGUGUCACGAGAUCUCAUGUCACAAGACCUCGCGAGAUGAAAACGUGACGAGAUUUCUCAUUUGGAGAAAAGAAAAACAGGACAGCCUGAAGCCAAUCAGACUGUGAACUAUGGCAUUGCUACUAUGAAUGAUAAUGGUAGUAAUAUGGAAGUGGCAGUGUGCAAGGCAUUAUUGGAAGUGCACAUGAAGUGCUUUACACACACUUUAAACCAUGCAAUCCAAUCUAACGUGGUGUUCCCAGUGUCGCCGUCAGGGAGGUUUUUCCAUCGAAGUUGAACAGCUGCCGCGUGUGUUAAUAUCCAAACAGACGCUGUAGCAAUUCAACACUUGAUCUAAAUGACUAGAUUUAACAGAUCAAAGCACGUUAAUGCACCCUUAAUCACCAUUACCAUUAAUCACCAUUAAUCAUAGCUGCACCAGGUCUGCUCGGAGCAGGUGUCUGACUAUAUGCACUCAUUGCAGAAAUAAAAUAGCAGAUAGUAUGAAUUGCUUUUGAGAAAAUAACUGUCAAACGCCAAUUUCGCCCCUUUACAGAGUGAAGAAAGGAUCAUUUAGAGUGAAGGUAUAAUAAUUUAUUUAUUUAUUAGUAGAAUUAUAUAUGAUCAUAACACUGGUUUAUUUCAUCUAAAAAAAUAUAAAAAAUGAUAUUGUUUCGCAGCUGCACGGUGGCCGAGUGGUUAGCAUGUUUGCCACAGGAGAUUGACCAGGGUUCGAAUCUCCGCUUCGGCAUCUCUGUGUGGAGUUUGCAUGUUCUCCCCGUGCGUGGGUUUUCUCUGGGUACUCCGCUUUCCUCCCACAUUCCAAAAACAUGCAUGUUAGGUUAAUUGGGACUCUAAAUUGUCCGUAGGUAUGAAUGUGAGUGUGAAUGGUUGUUUGUCUAUAUGUGCCCUGUGAUUGGCUGGCGACCAGUCCAGGGUGUACCCCGCCUCUGACCCAAAGUCACCUGAGAUAGUCUCCAGUAUACCUCCGUGACCCUAAUGAGGAUAAGCAGCAUAGAAAAUGGCUGUUGUUUCGUCCAUAAACCAUUUCAAAACCUCCCUGUAUGGUUUUGUGACUGAUCCCAGCUGACUGAAGCCAAAUAACAAGUUGGUUUCUCCAGUCAUAGUUUUUCAUUUUAAGCCCUUUUAUGUCACGUUCCCGUUCUCGUGGUCUCAAUCUUGUGUAUCAUCUCUUGUGUUGGGUGUCUCGUAAGACCCUUAGUAAGGGACACAAGUAGGAUCUGUUAGGCUCAUAACAAAUAAUGUUCAAAUGGCAUGAAACCAAUAUUGUAAAGCAUCAUCCUUUGGUGAGGUUGUAGUCAAUGCUGGGCUUGAACUAAAAGGUGUAAAAUAUAGAAAAGCAAGAAAAACAUUAUUUUACUGACCGAGUGAACAUUCUACUUCACAAGUGUCAAAAUCGAGGCCCGGGGGCCAGAUGUGGCCCGCCACUUUAUUUUACGUGGGAAUAAUGUGUGUCAAUAAUGUACUUCACCUUUUUCCAUCUAAAUGUACUUGUUGCUUGUUGAAAACCGCUGUUAAAUCUACUGCAUGGUUUGUAGGGGGGGUAUGCUGCCAUCUGCUGUACGACAGCGGAAAUGACAUCUUUUGAGCAGCUCUCUUAUCAUCUUCAUAAAAUAUUGAAUCAUUACACAAUUAACAACUUGGUGGUUAUUUUCUCAUUUGUCUUCCCGAUUUAAGUACAGAUUUUGAUUCGUUUGUUACGAGUUAAAGCCAGCAAACUGGGAGAACACCGGGAGAAAGUAUGGACUAUGCCAACAUUGGUAAGCUUUGAAUUGUCAUAUUUUACGGGUGUUUUUCAAUGUAAGA
This is a messenger RNA of Dunckerocampus dactyliophorus (ringed pipefish), 3334 nucleotides long. RefSeq names its product tumor necrosis factor receptor superfamily, member 1B (gene tnfrsf1b). The coding region runs from base 156 to 1442 and encodes 428 amino acids. Gene Ontology annotation, molecular function: tumor necrosis factor receptor activity; tumor necrosis factor binding. The transcript is spliced from 10 exons. The record is from RefSeq and is a predicted model, not a curated record. Gene Ontology annotation, biological process: regulation of T cell proliferation; positive regulation of membrane protein ectodomain proteolysis; negative regulation of neuroinflammatory response. Lineage: Eukaryota; Metazoa; Chordata; Actinopteri; Syngnathiformes; Syngnathidae.